CCACAGUCCGUAAUCCGGGUUGCUGGAUCCGUAAAAUCUCAAAACUCGGCACCUGCCGUCUUGAUCUAUCUCUCCCCUCCCUCUCUCCCUCCCUGGUGAAGGAUUGGGCCUCUAGCUCGUGUCAGUCAAUCGCUCUGGGGAAGACAAGGCGACGUUUCAGUCACACGGAUUCGGCACUCCGGAAGACAACAGCGGCCGUGCGUUCGUGAGAGGAUCUCUCACACGCCUGGGUUCACUGACGUCGAUCGGACCGGCAAACGCAGUGACUAGGGUGCCCGGACUACUGGACUAACGUCACUAUGGCCCAUCUACGGCCGAUAGACAAGGAGUUCGAAGAGGCGGACGAUACGGGGGUCCUCGUCCUCAGCUCCCGGAACCUCAGGAACUUUCCCGUCGUCCCUGGAGACCUCUGCGACUUCAACGACCUCCUAGAAGCAGACUUCACCAACAACAGAUACGACCACAUCCCCCAAGAGGUCUGUGACUUCAUGCAGCUCGUGAAGCUGAGUUUCUAUAGGAACCUCCUGCGAUCCGUGCCCGAGGACUUGAGGCACCUCGAAAAUCUCAAAGACCUAAACCUUAGUCGAAAUCUGCUCCCCACCAUUCCUGUAGGACUGUGCCAUAUGAACCUUCAUUCCCUCAACCUCAGCAACAACAGACUCGUCUCACUCCCUCUACCGUUGGGAAAUCUGAAGCAGCUGCGUUACCUCAACCUCAGCUGUAACCAUCUCCCUGAUCUCCCAAUUUCCAUCAUCGAUCUGUCGUCUCUACAACAUCUUGACCUCCAUCGCAACCAGUUGAGAGAGCUACCAGCAGAUAUCCAGCUGCUAGCUCUGCGCUACCUGGACAUCUCCUGUAACCAGAUCACGGCUCUCCCCACCACACUGAGACACAUCACUGACUCACUCCAGAUAUUCAAGAUGACUGAUAACCCUAUUGAAUCUCCACCCACACACGUGUGCGUGCGAGGUCUGAUGCACAUAGUCAAGUGGAUGGAGGGACUGGAGAAACACGGCAGCGAUCCCCACCUCCUCUCCAUCUCGAGAGAUGCCAGCCUCGCUCGCCGCAAGGGAAAGAGACACUCCACCUCCUCACGGUCGUUCAUCGACAACUCCCAGCCGGCCGGAGAAAAUGGUGUUCUGAAUCUUGACGAGGUGACCAAUCGGAUCAAUUCCUCUCUGAGGGUCGUCGAGUCUCCAUCUCUGCUGGCCAAAAAUGACGGAGAGAUUACUCCAACCCACACCUCUACUCCUAUGCAUUGGAGCGUGACCCAAUAUCACAAUACCCCUGGGUCGGCCAUGUCUGAUCAAAGCAAGGAAGAGUAUAGGGAGGCGGCCCACAAGCUCUACAUGCAGCAGGAGAGGCAGAAGAACCGCAUCAACCGCAGGAAACGAUCCUCCUCACCCAUUCAGGCUACCGCCAAGGCUGCGGUGACCCUCUCCAAACAGCAGUCAGGGAGUACGGAGCUCAGCUCCAUCCCGAUGCAGCGGGGCUCCAAGGAAGACAUCCUCGCUGCCGCUGGGUCCCCAACAGGGGGCACGAAAUCCCUGGGGGGCAGUCCACGAGUGGCCCCCGCGAGGUCGCUCGCUGGGGAGAAGAACCCGCGGCCGGGAUCAUGGAACUCUCACACUAAGGUCUCCUCCAGCCCGAUCCUUCCCAGCAAGUAUGCCAUGCCGGCCUCUGAGAAACAGACGAGUGAGGAUGAAGCCAGCAGUAAAGGUGGCGUCAGAGUGUCUGAAGUCGAGGUAAAGAAGAAGCCUCCUCCUCCUCCUCCUCCUCAGAACAAGCCAGACUCUGGCAUGGUACAACGUCGUCAUGAAAGUUCUGAAGAAGCUAAAACCAGAGCAGCACUUGAGGAGACACAUAGAAAACCACCCCCGCAGGAGACAGUAGGAGCCACGCCCACCUCGUCGUUGUCCCGGGAGACCACUCAACAACAGCAGCACCUUGGGUCUGGUUUGAACCGUCGGGAGCGAAGCCCCGCCCCCCAUUUUGAUCGUUCGGACAGUGUCACGCCCACCAAUGAGCUCGUUGAUGAGGAAUCAGUUACACCUCGCUCAAAAGAAGUGGUGAAGGAUGCUGGAAUAACACUAGCAGCUGCUAGUCAGAAGUUGGAGGAGGAACUCUUAUCGGCCAGACAGAGUGGUUCGGUCGAAGAAGACGGUCGCACCACCACUGGGUCAGAGAAACCAGCCCCUAAUGGGGUGGCGGGCGGAGGAACCAAGACAGAGAAGAAGCCAGCGGUGGUAAAGGGGCAGGAAGAGGAGGGGAAGAAGAAGAAGAAAGAGGAAUGCAGACAGAGUCUCCAAGAAGGGGACAUGGUACAGACCCUAGACUCGUCUCUCAAGAUGCGACGGACACACAGCUCUGAGAGUGAGGCCUCGGACGGUGCAUGUAAAAAAGAUACCACGUGGCAGCGAGCGCUACCUCCGCGCAGGAAAAAGGAGAAAGACGUGUUUAAAUUCUUGAAGGAAGAGAAUUCGUCCAACUACACAGUCAGGAGACAGGAGUUUCAGAUAUCUCGUGUCAUGGAGAAAUCUAGAAUUGUCAGAGAGAAAAUAGAGGAGCUACUGGAGAUAGAGUUAUCAGAGGACAUUGGAGAAUGGGUGGCUGAUGGCGUCGUGCUCUGCAAGCUCGUCAAAAAACUACACCCCCAAUUAAUGCCCUCCUUCCAUUCACCCCCGCUGGGAAAAGACUUGUCAAGGGGAAGGAAAACUGUGAACAUUGCUAAUUUCAUCGCUGCCUGUCGUCAACUCCACGUGCCAGAAGAGGAGCUCUGUUCCGCAGGUGACAUCAUCGAACUAAAAGACCCGGUGAGAGUCGUUACUUGUCUCCAGAGAGUGUUGGAAUCAGCGAACAUCAUGGUGAUGUCACCAUGAUCAUGUGAUCAAUUAUGACAUCACUACCAUGUUUUCACCAUGACAUUAUUGCAUAUUUGCUGUGUAUACAGGUUUUUUUACGUAAACAAAUUUCAUCAGCACAUCACUUGGAAUGUUGCUGUUUUUCUACUCUUUGCAUUGUGGAAUUCAUCAUUUCGGUUAUUGUGUAGUUACAGUGACAUACACAUGAAUUGAGAAGCACUACAGUGCAAAUCCUCAGCGCACACGCACAGGUAAUUGUGCAUAGGUUAUCCAAGUUUUAGUUUUACUCUUAUGCUGGUUAAGUUGUGCUGCAGGACAGAAAACAUCAUUUUAUUAACAAACAGGGAAACAGGGGAUAAUAAUACUCUCCAAAUGGGGUGACAUCAUCGUUGAAACCAACGGCACAGUGACACAGAGUAUGCAAUUACAAAAGUGAAUAAAUUAUAAUUCAGAAAAACUGUUGCCCAAGGCAAAUGGGAGUGAGUGAGAAAGAGAGGAGGCGGACGGGAGGGAAACACUGAAUGAGUGAAUGUCUGGUGGAGUUGACUCUAAUUAUAGCACACUCUGUAAUACUGCGACUGAGAGUAGGAGGGAGAGGAGGAGGACCAGCGAGGAGGGGGUGAGAGACGGGCAGCCUGCCGGAACGAUAACGAUGGGGGGCUCCUUUGUUGGCGAGGGGGAGGCAGAGAUGACCGGGGAAGACGUCGCAGAUGGUGUCGGUUGGACGGUACUCGAUGGAGCAAUGGUUGUAGUCGGGACGAAAGGAUCUGCGAGGCAUUCCUGGACCUGAUCCACCACUGGUGUAUCGCAUUCCCCGGAUCCAGAACCAAACCCAGACUCCCUGUCUAAGCCACACCCACUCCCACGGAGUCGAGAGUCUUCGCCGUCUGAGGUAAUUGGAGGGUCCACCUCUGUUGAGACUGGCUUGAAGGUAUUGUAGUUGCAUCUCAUUUCGUUGACUUGACAAUCCUCAUCAUCCUCUGGACAUGCCUCGCUGCUACUAAUGAUAUUUAUUUCCUGGGUAACCCUCUCCAGAUAGGCUAGUUGAACUCUGACCCCUCCCGGGAGGAUGGGGCACACAAACAAUUCAGGGUUUUCUUGCUGCUCUGCGCGAGUGAAGUCAAAAACUUGUUUUUCGUACCUAGGGUAAAAAAAAGCAUAUACAUGAUGUGUUGCUGGUAAACAAAUAGAAGCUGAUUAAGGGGUGAUGCCCUCACAACGAUUUAGCCACCCGAGAAAUGAACUUGCAUCCUUGGAAUAAUAAUUAUUCAGUGAUUGCUGCUUUAGACAAUCUGGAUUACUAGUCCAUUUGUAUACAGAAUGUUGUGAAAAUAUUCACCAUGUUACGUGAGUGGAUAAAAUGUCA
This is a messenger RNA of Geodia barretti, 4227 nucleotides long. The record is from the annotation of a GenBank genome assembly. NCBI's taxonomy places the organism in Eukaryota, Metazoa, Porifera, Demospongiae, Tetractinellida, Geodiidae.